This is a messenger RNA of Nematolebias whitei (Rio pearlfish), 801 nucleotides long. RefSeq names its product heat shock protein family A (Hsp70) member 1B (gene hspa1b). NCBI's taxonomy places the organism in Eukaryota, Metazoa, Chordata, Actinopteri, Cyprinodontiformes, Rivulidae. Gene Ontology annotation, biological process: protein refolding; cellular response to unfolded protein. The record is from RefSeq and is a predicted model, not a curated record. Gene Ontology annotation, molecular function: ATP binding; ubiquitin protein ligase binding; ATP hydrolysis activity. Gene Ontology annotation, cellular component: cytoplasm; blood microparticle; vesicle.
AUGUCAUCAGUUAAUGGUUUAUCUGUUGGCAUUGAUCUGAACAAUCUUGUUGGUGUUUUCCAGCACAGAAAAUUGGAAAUCAUCACCAAUGAUUAUGGUAACGAUUGCCAGCAAUGUGGCCUUUAUGGACAAAGACUCAUCGGAGAUGCUGCCGUGGUCCUGACCAACACAAACUUGGAUGCCAAACGGCUCAUUGGGAGAAAGUUUGAUGAUCAGAUGGUCCAGUCUGACAUAAAAUUCUGGCCUUUCAAGGUGAUAAAUGACAAUGGGAAGCCUAACGUCCAGGUGGAAUAUAAGUACGAAAGGGAGACUAAGGGUACUGAGGAGAUUUCUUCAGUGGUUCUGGUUAAAAUGAGCGAGAUUGCUGAGGCCUUUCUGGGACAGAAUGUAUUGAAUGCAGCAGUGUCAGCUUAUGUCAAUGACUUGCAAAGAGUCACCAAGGAUGCUGAAGUGACCUCAAUGAACUCAGCAGCAGCCAUUGCCUACGGCCUGGAUAGGGGAAAAAGAGUGUGUAAUGUGCUCAUUUUUUAUCUUGAUGGAGAAAACUUGUCCGUUCUGACCAUUGAAGGUGGCAUAUUUGAAGGGAAAGCCACAGUAGGGGACACGUACCUUGUGUGUGUGGAGGGGUGUGGGGGCUUUGACAAUCAAAUGGUCAAUCACUUUGUUGAACAUGAGGCUUUGAAAGGAAACAUUAGUGAAGAGGAUAAAAAGAUGAUCAUCGACAAGUACCAGACGAUUUCUUGGCUGGACAACAAUCAAGCUGAAAAGGAUGAGAAUGAGCAUCAGCAAAACAAACUAUAG